Messenger RNA from Sorex fumeus (smoky shrew), 2688 nucleotides. It is a transcript of the gene SCARA3, whose product is annotated as scavenger receptor class A member 3. The record is from RefSeq and is a predicted model, not a curated record. Lineage: Eukaryota; Metazoa; Chordata; Mammalia; Eulipotyphla; Soricidae. Bases 228 to 2039 code for a protein of 603 amino acids. The transcript is spliced from 6 exons.
CCGGGGCGGCCUCCAGCGGGAAGCGCGCGCGCGGCGGGAUGGGCUGCGGGGCGCCCCGAGCCUGCGAGCCCCCCGACAGCCCCCUGGGCGCGCCGGCCCGCGCUCCCCGACAGCUCCCACGGGCGGCGCGGAGCUAGGCGGCCUUGGGUGCGCACCCACGGGCCUCCCCCCGACACUGCCCCGGCGCCCCACAGCCGCUGCCGCCCGAGGCCCGGGCAGAAGGGACCAUGAAAGUGAGGUCGGCUGGCGGCGACGGAGAUGUCUUAUGUGCUGCAGAAGAGGAGCUGGCUGAUGAGGACAUGGCCUUCCCGGGAGCACAAGCAGGCCAACUAGGCCCUCACUGCAGUCGCUGCCAGCGGAACCUGUCCCUGCACACGUCCGUGCGGAUUCUGUACCUCUUCCUGGCCCUGCUCCUGGUGGCCGUGGCCGUGCUGGCCUCGCUGGUCUUCAGGAAAGUGGACUCUCUCUCAGAAGACGUCUCGCUGGCACAGGCCGUGUACGACAAGAAGCUCCUGUCCGUGCAGGAGAGUCUCCAGGGCUUGGAUCUGCAGGGCCCCAGCAACUGCUCUUUCUGCCAGGAGGCUGGUCAGCUGGGCCAGGAGAUCCGAAAGCUGCAGGAGGAGCUGGAGGGUCUUCAGAAGCUGCUCCUGGCCCAGGAGGCCCAGCUGGGCCAGACGUCCCAGACCCACGAGCUCCUGUCCUCCACCAGCACUCAGAUCUCGCAGGAGAUGGGCAUCUGCUCCUUCUCCGUCCAGCAGGUCAAUCAGUCCCUGGGGCUCUUCCUGGGCCAGGUGCGAGGCUGGCGGGCUGCCACCACGGGCCUGGACCUCUCGCUGAAGGACCUCGCGCAAGAGAGCUACGAUGUCAGGGCAGCCCUGCAGCAGAUCAACUUCACGGCCGGGCAGACGUCCGAGUGGAUCCACGGCCUGGGCCGGAAGACGGAUGAGGAGAGCCUGACACUGCAGCGGAUGGUCACGGACUGGCAGAACUACACGCGGCUCUUCGGCAGCCUGCGGGCCACGUCGGCCAAGACAGGGGAAGCUGUGAAGAGCAUCCAGGCGGCCCUGGGCGCGUCCUCUCAGCGCAUCGGCCAAAAUGCGGAGAGCGUCCACGACCUGGCGCUGCAGGUGACCGGGCUGCAGCUGCAGCUGGACAACAUCUCGUCCUGCCUGGACGACCACGAGGAGAACAUGCAUGACCUGGAGUACCAUGCGCGCUACGCGCAGAACCGCACGGCAGAGCGCUUCGAGACGCUGGAGGGCCGCAUGGCCUCACACGAGACCGAGAUCGGCACCAUCUUCGCCAACAUCAACGCCACCGACAGCCAUGUGCAUAGCAUGCUCAAAUACCUGGACGACGUGCGUCUGUCCUGCACGCUGGGCUUCCACGCCCACGCCGAGGAGCUCUACUACCUGAACAAGUCCGUGGCCCUCAUGCUGGGCGCCACCAACCUGCUCCGAGAGCGCCUGGGCCUGCUCAGCGUGCGCCUCGACUUCGACGUCCGCAACCUGUCCCUGGUCAUGGAGGAGAUGAAGGCCGUGGACACGCGGCACGGGGAGCUUCUCCGCAACGUCACCAUCCUACGAGGUGUCCCCGGGCCUCCAGGACCAAGAGGACUCAAGGGUGACGUGGGCGUGAAGGGACCCGCCGGUGGCAGAGGAUCCAAAGGAGACCCAGGCAGCUUGGGCCCCCCUGGGCUGCAGGGGCCACAGGGACAGUCAGGGGACCCUGGACCUGUGGGGGAGCGAGGACCCGGGGGCCCGCGAGGUUUCCCCGGCCUCAAGGGCUCAAAAGGCAGCUUUGGAGCAGGGGGACCCAGAGGGCAGCCGGGUCCCAAGGGGGAUGUGGGACCCCCAGGCCCACAGGGGCCCCCCGGACCUCCUGGGGCCCCUGGGCCUCAGGGAAAGCCGGGCCUGGCCGGGAAGAUGGGGCGGCCAGGCUAUCCCGGGCCCAUGGGGCCCAAGGGGGACCCGGGCAUCCAAGGCUAUCCCGGGCCUGUCGGGUCCCCAGGUCCUCCGGGAGGCCAGAGUGGCUACUGAGGAGGGAGGGGGGGCCCGGUGGGGGCUGCUGGUGCCCACAGCUGUGGGGAGUCCCCCAGGCAUGUCCCCAACCCUUGGGUCUCCCAAGAUGAAGCACAUUUCCAGAGGCCAGUGGGUGUCCCCUGGUGGGCAGGAGGAGAGGGCAGGGGACCCUUCCAGUGAUGGAGCCUGCCAGGGGGCGCUGCCUCCGGGAGGCCCAGCCUCUCUCCCACUUUCAGGGCGGCCGUGCCCCCCUGGGCACCCCACGCCGGCAAAGACCAGGAGAAGCUUUGCAGCAGGUUUGGAUGCAAACUCGGGGCGUGAGGACACACCCGUGGACACGACACCUGGGGACCCGAACCUGGGAGAGAGGACGCCCCGUCUCAGCCCCUCAAGCAACACCCCUCACCUCCCUCCUCUCUCAGGGGCAUCUGAGAAGGGGUCCGAGCAGGAACACUCUGGAACAUUCUGGAACAUUCUGCCUCAGAGCCAGCCAGCUGGGAAGCAGAGGAGGCCCCCCUCGGAGGUCACAGGGCAGGCCGGAGGAGAUGGGGACUCAGCAUGGCCUCCUGGGCAGGUGGGGCGGCUGGGCCCCCCGAUACACUGGCCACCCCAGGCCCAGGGAAGCCUUGGGGUAUCCUGUCCCCACCCCCCGCUCUGGGGCAGGCGU